AUGGGCAUCAGAGACUUUUUCGACAGCCGCUUCUUUGAGCAUAGUUGGAAGAACAAAGUCUUCAUCCUCCAGGUCGUCACUGUUACUAUUGCUUUCAUCCUCGGCAUCGCCAAGGUUGCGACAAAACCAUCGGGUAUCCCCAUGACAAGAUCCGACAUCAUGGCCAUAACGAUGAGUCUCAAGACAUACGCUUUCCUUGCCUACGAAUAUGUCACACAAAAGGUAGACAAGUUCAAAAGAUUCGGAAGUCUCAAAGCCAAUGCGAUUCUGAACACCAUGGACAUCGUCUUCUGGGCGGUCGUGAUGGGCUUGGCGUUUAACAUGGCCACUCAAGUAUGCAUCGGUGCGAACUGUGCAAUUGGCAUUUUGGUCGGCCUGGUGGCGCUGGUCGUUACAAUCGUCAAUUUUUGGGCGGCUGUUAUUGCUUGGAAGGAUCACAAGUACUUCAAGCGCAAUGGCGUCCGGCGUGGCCAUGGUGAGAAGUAA
Molecule: messenger RNA, 486 nt
Organism: Fusarium fujikuroi IMI 58289
Lineage: Eukaryota; Fungi; Ascomycota; Sordariomycetes; Hypocreales; Nectriaceae
Exons: 3
Coding region: 1-486 (161 amino acids)
Source: RefSeq, a predicted model, not a curated record